Eruca vesicaria subsp. sativa (arugula) is the source of this 3388-nucleotide messenger RNA. The record is from the annotation of a GenBank genome assembly. Lineage: Eukaryota; Viridiplantae; Streptophyta; Magnoliopsida; Brassicales; Brassicaceae.
AUGGAGGUGGAUGAAGGAGCAAGUGUUGCUGUUGGUGGGAAGAUAAAAGUUGGAGUCUGCGUCAUGGAAAAGAAGGUCUCUUCAAGUCCCAUGGGACAAAUUCUGGACAGACUUGAGUCGUUUGGUGAAUUUGAGAUCUUACAGUUUGGGGAUAAAACCAUACUUGAAGAUCCAAUAGAAAGCUGGCCCAUUUGUGAUUGCUUAAUUGCUUUUCAUUCUUGUGGAUAUCCUCUUGAAAAGGCUCAGGCAUAUGCUGCUUUAAGAAAGCCAUUUUUAGUGAAUGAACUAGAUCCACAGUAUCUUCUUCAUGAUCGCCGCAAGGUGUAUGAGCAUCUUGAAAUGUAUGGCAUCCCAGUUCCUAGGUAUGCUUGUGUUAACAGAAAGGUACCAAAUGAAGACCUAGAUUAUUUUGUGGAGGAAGAAGAUUUUGUUGAGGUUAAUGGUGAACGCUUCUGGAAGCCAUUUGUGGAAAAGCCUGUCAAUGGAGAUGACCAUAGUAUCAUGAUAUACUACCCUAGCUCUGCAGGUGGAGGCAUGAAGGAAUUGUUCCGCAAGAUUGGGAACCGAUCGAGUGAGUUCCAUCCUGACGUCAGAAGAGUAAGGAGAGAGGGUUCCUUUAUAUAUGAGGAGUUCAUGCCCACCGGAGGAACUGAUGUCAAGGUCUACACAGUGGGCCCUGAAUACGCACAUGCUGAAGCAAGAAAGUCUCCUGUUGUUGAUGGUGUUGUUAUGAGGAAUAAUGAUGGCAAGGAGGUGAGAUAUCCAGUGUUGCUUACACCUGCCGAAAAGCAAAUGGCUAGACAACUUUGCAUUGCAUUUAGGCAAGCGGUGUGUGGGUUUGAUCUACUAAGAUCCGAGGGAUGUUCAUAUGUUUGUGAUGUAAAUGGAUGGAGUUUUGUCAAGAACUCUUACAAGUAUUACGACGAUGCUGCUUGUGUGCUAAGAAAAAUGUGUUUGGAUGCAAAGGCUCCUCAUCUUUCAUCGACUCUUCCUCCAAAUUUUCCGUGGAAGGUCAAUAAACCUGUAAAACCUAAUGAAGGACUAACUCGCCAAGGCAGUGAGCAAUCAGAAGAGCUACGUUGUGUCAUUGCUGUUAUUCGACAUGGCGAUCGAACUCCCAAACAGAAGGUGAAACUAAAAGUUACAGAGGAGAAACUGUUAAACCUGAUGUUGAAGUACAAUGGUGGAAAGCCGAGAGCUGAGACAAAACUAAAAAGUGCCGUCCAGUUACAAGACCUAUUAGAUGCCACAAGAAUGUUAGUUCCCCGUACAAGAUCAGGUCGGGAUAGUGAUAGUGAUCCAGAAGACCUUGAACAUGCUGAGAAGCUUCGGCAAGUUAAAGCAGUUCUUGAAGAGGGUGGACAUUUCUCUGGUAUAUACAGGAAGGUUCAACUGAAGCCACUGAAGUGGGUUAAAGUUCCCAAAAACGAUGGUGAAGGUGAAGAAGAAAAACCUGUAGAGGCUCUUAUGAUACUUAAAUACGGUGGUGUUCUAACACACUCUGGUAGAAAGCAGGUUUGUCAUUAUUUCACGAUGAAUGGUCUUAAUAUGAUUGCAGGUGAAGGGACUGGUUUGCUUCGUCUCCAUAGUACAUACCGUCAUGACCUUAAAAUUUACAGCUCUGACGAGGGACGUGUUCAGAUGUCUGCAGCUGCUUUUGCUAAAGGCUUGCUUGACCUAGAAGGACAGCUGACACCAAUCUUGGUUUCUUUGGUUAGUAAGGACUCUUCCAUGUUGGAUGGUCUUGAUACUGCCAGCAUUGAAAUGGAAGCGGCCAAGGCUAGAUUGAAUGAGAUUGUAACAUCUGGCAAAAAGAUGAUCCAUGAGAAUGGAUCCUCUGAAGAAUUCCCUUGGAUGACUGACGGAUCUGGAGUUCCUCCAAAUGCUCAACAACUCCUCCAUGAAUUGGUGACAUUGACCAAGAAUGUGACUGAACAAGUAAGAAUACUCGCAAUGGGUGAGAACGAGAACCUCACUCAUGAGCCAUAUGAUAUGUAUGAUCAAGCCAAGGCACUUGGAAAAACAAACAUUGACAGUGAUAGGAUUGCUUCUGGAUUACCAUGCGGUAGUGAAGGGUUCCUUCUCAUGUUUGCUCGAUGGAUAAAACUCGCAAGAGAUCUCUAUAAUGAAAGAAAAGACCGAUUUGACAUCACGCAGAUUCCAGAUGUUUAUGAUUCAUGCAAGUACGACUUGUUGCAUAAUUCCCAUCUUGGUUUAAAAGGAUUAGAUGAACUCUUCAAAGUUGCACAGUUGCUUGCAGAUGGUGUAAUCCCAAACGAGUAUGGAAUCAAUCCGCAACAGAAGCUUAAAAUCGGUUCAAAGGUUGCUAGGCGCUUAAUGGGGAAAAUAUUGAUAGACUUGAGGAAUACUCGAGAAGAAGCAAUGAGUGUUGCUGAACUGAAAGAACAAGUCACAUAUUCAUUAUCUGCCUCCAAAAAGCAGCAUGACAAAAACAGUCCACCAAAGCUUUUUAUCAAUAGCGAUGAUGUGAGACGGCCUGGCGCAUGCGAUAAGAAUGAUGAUGAUGAUGAUAAAGAAACUAAAUACCGUUUAGAUCCUAAGUAUGCAAAUGUCAAGAAACCUGAACGUCAUGUGAGGACUAGACUCUACUUCACAUCGGAAUCGCAUAUUCAUUCGCUGAUGAACGUACUUAGAUACUGUAACCUCGACGAAUCACUUCAAGGAGAAGAUAGUCUCAUCUCCCAAAACGCAUUGGAACGUCUUUUCAAAACAAAGGAACUUGAUUACAUGAGCUACAUUGUCCUAAGACUCUUUGAAAACACCGAGGUAUCACUCGAAGACCCCAAGAGAUUCCGCAUUGAACUUACAUUCAGCCGUGGAGCUGAUUUGUCUCCCUUAGAGAACAAUGACGAGGAGGCAGAGUCAUUGCUAAGGGAACACACGCUUCCAAUAAUGGGACCAGAGAGGCUUCAAGAGGUUGGUUCUUGUUUAACACUGGAGACUAUGGAGAAGAUGGUUCGUCCAUUUGCUAUGCCCCCUGAAGACUUCCCUCCCGCUUCGGCUCCGGUUGGUUUCUCCGGUUACUUUUCCAAAAGCGCUGCAGUGCUCGAGCGUCUAGUUAAACUCUUCCACAACUACAAAAACUCUUCUUCUAAUGGAAAAAGCUGAAGGGCAUGUCGAGAUCAACCAAAGAACGAGUUGGUAAAGUUUUGGAUAUCUAUUUGUAUGUUGUUUUUGUGGGAAUUUAACAGGUACGUAGUGUAUGUUUCAGGGUUUCUUUGUAACUACCCAAAAAAUCCUGAACAUUGUCAUUUAUGGUCCACUAAAAGCCUAAUAAGGUAUUAUUCCCAAAUAUUUCCUCCGUUUCACUUUAAUUUUCAUUUAAACUUUUUGUACACAAAAAAUAUUUAAUUUUAUAUAGUUUCAA